This is a messenger RNA of Adineta ricciae, 1626 nucleotides long. The record is from the annotation of a GenBank genome assembly. NCBI's taxonomy places the organism in Eukaryota, Metazoa, Rotifera, Eurotatoria, Adinetida, Adinetidae.
AUGAAACCAAUGAUAGUGAUUCUUAAGGAUGGAACUGAUUCCUCGCAGGGUAAACCUCAAGUUCUAUCAAAUAUCAGCGCGUGCCAAGCAGUUGCGGAAGCAAUCCGCACGACCUUAGGUCCUCGUGGCAUGGAUAAACUUAUUGUCGAUAAACGUGGCAAAGCAACGAUAUCGAACGACGGUGCAACGAUUCUCAAACUCUUGGAAGUUGUUCAUCCCGCUGCUCGUACACUGGUCGAUAUUGCUAAAUCUCAAGAUGCUGAGGUUGGUGAUGGUACAACGUCGGUUGUGUUACUAGCAGCAGAGAUUUUGAAAAGUACGAGGACAUUUAUUGAAGAUGGCAUGCAUCCAACGAUUGUUAUUCGUGCUGUACGAAAAGCAACAGCAUUGGCUACGGAAAAGAUCAGGGAAAUUUCGAUUAAUGUUAAGAAAGAUGAUGCGAAAGAACAAAAAUUAUUGCUCGAAAAAUGUGCCCGAACAACAUUGAAUUCGAAAUUGAUUGCGCGGCAACGAGAAUUCUUUGCUAAGAUGGUUGUCGAUGCAGUUCUCAUGUUGGAUGAUUUACUUCCAUUAAAUAUGAUUGGAAUCAAAAAAGUAACUGGCGGUUCGCUCGAGGAGUCACGUUUAGUUGCUGGCGUCGCAUUUAAGAAAACAUUUAGCUAUGCUGGUUUUGAAAUGCAACAGAAAAAAUACUCGAACCCGAAAAUUGCUUUGCUUAAUAUUGAACUUGAACUGAAAGCUGAACGUGAUAACGCUGAACUUCGACUUGAUAAUGUCGCUGAAUAUCAAAAGAUAGUCGAUGCUGAAUGGACAAUUCUUUAUGAUAAACUGGAGAAACUUCACAGAGCCGGUGUGAAUGUUGUUCUGUCUAAGCUACCGAUUGGUGAUGUUGCAACACAAUAUUUCGCCGAUCGAGAAAUGUUUUGUGCUGGUCGCGUGCAAGAUGAUGAUCUUAAGCGUACACAAAAAGCAUGUGGAGGCGCGAUCGUCACGACAGUUGAGAAUCUCGAUGAAAAAUCUCAUCAAAUCUUUGGUACAUGUGAUCUGUUUGAAGAAAUUCAAAUCGGCUCGGAACGUUAUAAUUUCUUCACUGGUUGUCCAAGAGCGAAAACGGCAACAAUGAUCUUACGUGGUGGAGCAGAACAAUUCAUCGAUGAAGUUGAACGUUCAUUGCACGACGCCAUCAUGAUUGUACGACGUGCUGUUAAAAACGAUGCUAUUGUGGCUGGAGGUGGUGCCAUUGAAAUGGCACUAAGUCGCACCCUGAGAGAAUACAGUCGAACAGUUGCUGGGAAAGAACAAAUGAUCAUCGCUGCCUAUGCCAAAGCAUUUGAAAUCAUCCCGAGACAAUUGUGUGAAAACGCGGGAUUCGAUGCAACGAACAUCUUAAACAAACUUCGACAAAAACAUGCCGAAGAUAAUAUCUGGUUUGGAGUUGACGUGACACAUGAAGAUGUUAGUGAUAACUAUACAUCAGCCGUUUGGGAACCGGCAAUUGUCAAAAUCAAUGCAAUUACAGCUGCAAGUGAAGCUGCUUGUUUGAUUUUAAGUAUCGAUGAAACAGUCAAAGUACCAAAAUCAUCAAGUGAAAUAUCCAAUGCUGCGAAAGCGAUGAACAUGGAUUAA